Molecule: messenger RNA, 383 nt
Organism: Otolemur garnettii (small-eared galago)
Lineage: Eukaryota; Metazoa; Chordata; Mammalia; Primates; Galagidae
Product: polypeptide N-acetylgalactosaminyltransferase 14-like
Exons: 2
Source: RefSeq, a predicted model, not a curated record
GUGUGGGCCUUCACGUACACCCAGCAGAUCCUCCAGGAGGAGCUGUGCCUGUCCGUUGUCACUUUGUUCCCUGGUGCUCCCGUGGUUCUUACCCUUUGCAAGAAUGGAGAUGACAGACAGCAAUGGACCAAGUCUGGUUCCCACAUUGAGCACAUAGCAUCCCACCUCUGUCUGGACACAGACAUGUUCGGUGAUGGCACUGAGAACGGCAAGGAAAUCGUCGUCAAUCCCUGUGAGUCCUCACUCAUGAGCCAGCACUGGGACAUGAUGAGCUCUUGAGGACCCUUGCCAAACCCAGCGUGGCCCAUGGGUGGUGCUUGCCUGGACCAGAACAGACUGGAAACCAGGCAGUGAGCAGCCCGCGAUGACUCCAGACACCCUGG